AUGAGGAAAUUUUUGGUUGCUAGAGAAAAUAUUGAGAAUGUGAAUGUUGUGCAAUUGGAAGUCGAAUUAGAACCACCAUCUAAUGUGGUUAAUGAGUUUAAUCCAAAUGAGAUUGUGCGAGAUCCAGGUCAUAGGAAACAAAUUAAUGAGUAUGCUCCGGAUAUUCAAGACCAAGUGAGGAGGGCAUAUAUAUUGAAGGGUCCAAUGCAACCAGAUUUGCCAAGCUUUCCUCGUACUACAUUUGGGAGUGUUAAAAGAUCAUUUAGUAAAUCAUGGUAUAAGAAUUAUACAUGGUUAGAAUACAGUGAGAUAAAGGAUGCAGCUUAUUGUUUUUAUUGUUUUCUCUUUAAGAAACCCGGGAGGGCCGAGCACUUUGGUUUUGAAGUCUUCACUAAAAGUGGAUAUAGAGAUUGGAAGCAUGCAUCUCAAGGCUUGAAAGGUCACGUUGGUAGUCAUAAUAGUUUGCAUAACUCAUGUGUCAAGCACUAUGAUGAUUAUAAUAAUCAAAGACAAAGUGUGACAAGUAAGUUUGCUAAAGCAACCAAGGAAUCAGAAGAAUUAUAUAAGAUUCGUUUGACUUGUUCUUUAGAUUGUUCAAGAUAUCUCAUAGCACAAGGCAUCGCUUUUCGUGGCCAUGAUGAAUCCUCUACUUCUCUAAAUAAGGGUAAUUUUAGAGAGAUGGUAGAUUGGGAGCUUGCAACAUGUUGUGCACAUGAAGUUACCAAGGUGAUUAUGGAAGAGCUUGGUGAUAGACAAUUCUCCGUGCUUAUUGACGAGUCACGUGAUAUAUCCGUCAAAGAGCAAAUGACGGUGAUGUUGAGAUUUUUGAAUGACAAAGGAAAUGUUGUGGAACGAUUUAUUUCUCUACAUCAUGUCAAAGAUACUACAUCUGAGUCAUUAAAGAAUGCUCUUUAUGGUAUUCUUGAUAAGUACACGUUAUCGAUUUCAAGGAUACGAGGGCAAGGAUAUGAUGGAGCUUCAAAUAUGAGAGGUGAAUUUAAUGGUUUGCAAAGAAAAAUUCUAGAUGAAAAUCCUUAUGCUUUCUAUGUUCAUUGUUAUGCUCACCGCUUGCAAUUAGUUGUUGUGUCUGUUACUAGUAGUUGCUCAUCUAUUCAUGAUUUCUUUGAGUACAUCUCCUUGAUUGUGACCACAACAAGUGCAUCUUGUAAGAGGAGGGAUGCUUUGAUAGAGACACAACACCAAGAUAUUUUAAAUAAACUUGAGAGUGGUGAGAUAUCUAGAGGAAAGGGCUUGCACCAAUCAUCUAAUCUCACAAGACCUGGGGAUACUAGAUAG
This is a messenger RNA of Vicia faba (fava bean), 1296 nucleotides long. The record is from the annotation of a GenBank genome assembly. Lineage: Eukaryota; Viridiplantae; Streptophyta; Magnoliopsida; Fabales; Fabaceae.